GGAGGAGAUUUUCCACAAGAAAAGGUUGUUUUCAUGUUUGGGAUCCAGGAAAGCAUCCAACGGAGUGGAAGCAGUAUGAAGGAAGAGCCGCUGGGCAGCGGCAUGAACGCGGUGCGGACGUGGAUGCAGGGCGCCGGGGUGCUGGACGCCAACACAGCGGCGCAGAGCGGGGUGGGUCUGGCCCGGGCUCACUUUGAGAAGCAGCCGCCUUCUAAUCUGCGGAAAUCCAACUUCUUCCACUUCGUCCUGGCCCUCUACGACAGACAGGGUCAGCCCGUGGAGAUUGAGAGGACUGCCUUUGUGGGGUUCGUGGAGAAGGAAAAAGAAGCCAACAGCGAAAAGACCAAUAAUGGGAUCCACUACCGGCUCCAGCUCCUCUACAGCAAUGGAAUAAGGACUGAACAGGACUUCUACGUGCGCCUCAUCGACUCCAUGACAAAGCAGGCCAUAGUGUAUGAAGGCCAGGACAAGAACCCUGAAAUGUGCCGCGUGUUGCUCACACAUGAGAUCAUGUGCAGCCGCUGUUGUGACAAGAAAAGCUGUGGCAACCGAAAUGAGACUCCCUCAGAUCCAGUGAUAAUUGACAGAUUCUUCCUGAAGUUUUUCCUUAAAUGCAACCAAAAUUGCCUAAAGAAUGCAGGAAACCCACGUGACAUGCGGAGAUUCCAGGUCGUGGUGUCUACCACAGUCAACGUGGAUGGCCAUGUCCUGGCAGUCUCCGAUAACAUGUUUGUCCACAAUAAUUCCAAGCAUGGGCGGAGGGCUAGGAGGCUUGACCCCUCGGAAGGUACGCCCUCUUAUCUGGAACAUGCUACUCCCUGUAUCAAAGCCAUCAGCCCGAGUGAAGGAUGGACAACGGGAGGCGCGACUGUGAUCAUCAUAGGGGACAAUUUCUUUGAUGGGUUACAGGUCAUAUUCGGUACCAUGCUGGUCUGGAGUGAGUUGAUAACUCCCCACGCCAUCCGUGUGCAGACACCUCCUCGGCACAUCCCCGGUGUUGUGGAAGUCACAUUGUCCUACAAGUCCAAGCAAUUCUGCAAAGGGACUCCAGGCAGAUUCAUCUAUACAGCGCUCAAUGAACCCACCAUCGACUAUGGUUUCCAGAGGUUACAGAAGGUCAUUCCCCGGCAUCCUGGUGACCCGGAGCGCUUGCCGAAGGAAGUGAUCCUUAAAAGGGCUGCAGAUCUUGUUGAAGCCCUGUAUGGGAUGCCCCACAACAACCAGGAGAUUAUCCUGAAGAGGGCUGCUGACAUUGCAGAGGCUCUGUACAGUGUCCCUCGCAACCACAACCAGCUCCCAGCCCUUGCUAAUACUUCGGUCCAUGCAGGGAUGAUGGGAGUGAACUCCUUCAGUGGACAACUGGCUGUGAAUGUCUCUGAGGCAUCACAAGCCACCAAUCAAGGUUUCACCCGCAACUCAAGCAGCGUGUCACCACACGGGUAUGUGCCGAGCACCACCCCCCAGCAGACCAACUAUAACUCUGUCACCACGAGCAUGAAUGGUUACGGCUCUGCCGCCAUGUCCAAUUUGGGUGGCUCCCCAACCUUCCUCAAUGGCUCAGCUGCCAACUCACCCUAUGCCAUUGUGCCAUCCAGCCCCACCAUGGCCUCCUCUACAAGCCUCCCCUCCAACUGCAGCAGCUCCUCGGGCAUCUUCUCCUUCUCACCAGCCAACAUGGUCUCCGCCGUGAAACAGAAGAGUGCAUUUGCACCUGUCGUCAGACCCCAGACCUCCCCGCCUCCCACCUGCACCAGCACCAAUGGGAACAGCCUGCAAGCGAUAUCUGGCAUGAUUGUUCCUCCCAUGUGAAAGAAUUGCCUUGAAGAAUUUUAUUAAUGAAGAGGUUGGAUUCUGCUACGAAAGUAAUCUGAUAUGAGUCCCAGAGUGGAACUUUUAACUCAGGCCUUUUUAAGAGGAAUCACACAAUAACUGCGGAUUUUUAAACAAAAUCACCGACCUUGCAAAUACUGAAAUUGGAAAGGGGGUCUGCCAGAGCAGGGUGUUGGUUAAACUUGUACCCCCAAGUAUCUGGGGGAUAUAUUUAUUCUGUAUUGAUAAAAGCAAACCCACAGUUUCUUUUUCUUUUUUUUUUAAGCUUAACUCUGCAAUCAUUUGUCUUUUAUAAAUCAUAAAGCUACACACAAGGGCCACUAUAAAUAAGACUCCAUGUUUUAAUUUAUGAUGUUUUUAAAGCUGUGUAAGGGGAGAAUGAAGUGGUGAUAUUUACAAAAAAGCUAAAAGAUUUAAAAAAAAAAAAAAGAAAACAGAGAAAAAAGUUAAAAAAAAAAAAAAGCUUGUAUGGGACAGAAUAGGAAUGCCAGUUAGAUUUUUUAGAGAACUAAGGGUCGGCUUUUACGCCUUAAAGCAUAUCAAUGGUAGAUAGCUCAGACAGUGCAUUUUCAGUAUCUGACUUCACAUGCCAUCCCUUAGCAGUUCUGCAAGCUUCUUUCUCUCUUUGUAUGGUUGUCUUAAGUAACUGUGUAAAUAACCGCAGCCUGGAAGUUACCAAGCGACAUACAUGAUCACAUUUUCCCUUGUACUCAGAAAAUCCAGUGCCUCUAGACAGAUUGUUUAAAAAAAUAAAAAAAGAAAGAAAGAAAGAAAAAAAAAAGCAAAGCAAAACAAAACAAAAAAAUCCCUGCAUCUUUUAACCCAAGCUCAUUCUUUUACUUAUGUCAACUUCUUCCGAAGCUGGUGGCCUCUGAGA
Peromyscus eremicus (cactus mouse) is the source of this 2707-nucleotide messenger RNA. RefSeq names its product EBF transcription factor 1 (gene Ebf1). The coding region runs from base 34 to 1809 and encodes 591 amino acids. The record is from RefSeq and is a predicted model, not a curated record. Lineage: Eukaryota; Metazoa; Chordata; Mammalia; Rodentia; Cricetidae. The transcript has 16 exons. Gene Ontology annotation, molecular function: RNA polymerase II cis-regulatory region sequence-specific DNA binding; DNA-binding transcription factor activity, RNA polymerase II-specific. Gene Ontology annotation, biological process: regulation of transcription by RNA polymerase II.